Molecule: messenger RNA, 1954 nt
Organism: Vitrella brassicaformis
Lineage: Eukaryota; Vitrellaceae
Source: the annotation of a GenBank genome assembly
CCGGACUGCAAAGCGAACAGAGGCAUGCUGAAGCACCCGAUCGUGACACGCGCCGUACAGCCGGUAAGUGAGCACUCACUGCGGACCAACGGACGCAUCAAUGCGUUUGUGUUGUGUGAGAGCACAGUUGAUGGACGUAUUGAUGGACGCUCGAGAUGCCAAGGGAGCAGAGCCCACCAUCGAAUGCUUCGGCUACGCCUCCAAGAUCUUCCGUGACGACGAUGCUGCACUCGACAUCGAGGGACGCCUCAUCUCGAUAGACCAGGCCGAUGACCCUGUCACUGUUGACAGGUACGCAGAAGCACCCGGUCCACAUGACAAAUAUUGUUUGUGUGCAGGUAUGACGUCCGUCUGUUGGUUGAUGACCGGUCGGUGUUUGAGCGUCCUGCAAUGACGGAGGCUGAGGAGCGUACUGCGCUGAUGCGGCAGCUUAACCCCGACGAAACACUCCACGACAUCGACCACGAACGAUACAAGGCAAGCAAGGACGGAACAGACCAGGCCAGGCACGGAAAGGCAUCCACUCACCUUGAUUUAUGAAUGGUCCGGUCCAUCUUUAUCUGCUCAUCCUUUCUGCAGGAUCUUCCUGACAGUGACGCCCUCAUACCGAGCCCACCAUUGGGGGCGUCGUCGUCGGCACAGGACUUCAGCGCAGUGCCUUUGGACUACGGUCAGACAACGACAGACAAGGACACCAGUGGUGAUGCUGCCAUGAUGGACCACACGGAAGGCGAGGCACAGGCGUCGGGCGGAGGAUUCUGUCCUCCAUUUGCUGUCGAUGGGGGUGUGCGUGUGAUGCCUGCGACCAAGAAGGAGCACCUGAUCAUUGAGCACACUGCACACUUCGUCAGGAAGGUGGGCGCCCACAGGCCGAUGAGCGAUUGUGUUUUGAUUGGCCUGAUUGGUGUUGUGGGCCCGCAUGGUGUCUGUCAGGAGGGCGAUCGGAUGGAGUUCCAGCUCAAGCUGAGGCCAGACAUCGCCGCGAAGCUGCCAUUCCUCGACGUGGUAAGAACGCGUUGUGUGUUUGUUUUGCCCGUCCCACGUCAUCUCAUUCGUGUGUGCGUGUGUUUCCACUCCAAUAAUAUCAGGAGCACCCUCUGCACCCCUACUACGUCUGUCUGAAGCAAUCGGGCCAGUCGAUGGCCGUGAGCCACACCCACAUGCUCCCACCCAAGUGGCGCGACCACAUCAAGGGCCACCCUUACUACACACUGCCAGCCACUGUCAAGAAAGACCAGCCGGCAUCGAUACAGCCUUCUGCUGCUGCUGGUGCUGCGAAGGGUGGCAAGAGCGCUGCUGCCAUCAGCCUGGGUGGGCUGUUGUCAGAGUACGGUGACUCGGACAGCGAUGAGGCAGACAAGAGAGAACGAGGAGGGGGAGACGUUACGGGGGCUGCAGGGCUCGCGGCACUGCAGGACGAGAGAAGGUGACUUAGUCUGACUGCACCUGUCUGGCUAUCCACGUGCAUAUACCCCUGUGUGUGUGCAGGCGCCGUGCCCGAGAGCUCCUGGCAACAAAGGGUCAACAACCUGCCCCCCAGGCCCCGCCGACCUCUUCCCGCCGCAGGCGCUUCGAUGUCCCCCCCUCCUUGUCACCGCCCCCUGCCCAGCAUAACGCAUUAUCAUCGGGCAGCAGUGGCGGCGGUGACGACCUCUAUAUGGCGGGGAGUGGUGACAGAGACAGACAUGAGUCGAAGCGGAAGCGACGCAAAAGGGAGAGGAAGGAGCGCGAGAUGGCCAUGAGGGCCCCCCACCCGAUGCCAGUCGAGGGCGACAGGUAUGGCGAUGGGGAAGAGGACCGUCAGCCGAGGCAGAAGAGGUCUUUGUCGAGGUCUGUGUCACCCGAGAGGGACAGAUCGUCGCAUGUGGGAGGGGUGAAGAAGCCGAAGAGACACAAGCGGGCAGGCAGGCGGAGGAGGUCGCACAAUGACUGAUAUAUAUGAGGCAGAGAUGGG